Messenger RNA from Ceraceosorus bombacis, 2866 nucleotides. Lineage: Eukaryota; Fungi; Basidiomycota; Exobasidiomycetes; Ceraceosorales; Ceraceosoraceae. The record is from the annotation of a GenBank genome assembly.
AUGAAGUUUGGACGCACAAUCAAGACGUCGCUGUACAGCGAAUGGUCCUCCAAAUACCUACGCUACUCGGAGCUCAAAAAGGAUAUCAAGAGUCGCAUCGCUACCAACGGAGGAUCUUGGACAGACCAGGAUGAAGACGAAUUCGUCGAAGAAUUGCGCAAGGAGCUCGACAAGAUCUAUGAUUUCCAGAGAACAAAGGUGAGCGACUGGACUGAACAAUGCUGGGUGAUGGGUGCCGCCCAUCUUUGCAUCUUCAACGACCAGCCAUGCCGUCUGCGAUCAAUCUGCUGCUACCAAUUGAUGCGUAGCGUUAUGUGCAUCAGCCUGUUCGAUGAGCUUGACUAACACGCGCCCCUCUUCACAGGUCGCUGAGCUGACGGAGCGCAUCAACAAAGCCCAGUCCGAAGUCCACUUGCUAGUCUCCUCUCGCACCAACUCUGCUUCCUCUUUGCCCUCGCGCGCAAACUCGCGAACUUCUUCGUCGGAGGGCCACGGAGCCAACGACAACGUCGUCUACGCGCACGACGACGUCGGCUCAGACGAUGAGUUCGACAGCGAUACUGAGGAUGUCGACAACUACGAGGAGCGCUUUGUCGAGCUCGAAGAACGCCUGGCGGUCAUCAUUGCCGACGUCCAUGACUUGGCUCUCUUCACCAAGCUGAACUAUACUGGCUUCCACAAGAUUGUCAAGAAGCACGACAAGCAGACUGGCAGGCUCUUGCGCAAGGAGUUCGUUCAGCAUUACCUCUCCGCUCGACCAUUCUACAAAGAGAAUUACGACGCGCUCAUUGUCAAGCUGUCCAAACUUUUUGACCUGGUGCGCACUCGUGGCAACCCAGUCCAAGGCGACUCGAGCGCAGGCGGAUCUCAAAGCGCUUUUGUCAGACAGACCACCAAGUAUUGGGUACACCCAGACAACAUUGUAGCUCUCAAGCUCGUCAUCCUCAAGCAUUUGCCCGUACUCGUCUUCGACCCUGAGAAGGAGUAUCAGCCCGAGGACAGCGCAAUCACGUCCAUCUACUACGACAAUGAGGAUCUCGAGCUUUACCUUGGCCGUUUGGAGAAGACAGAAGGAGCAGAAGCAAUUCGUCUUCGUUGGUACGGAGGAAUGAGCAACAAGCAAAUCUUUGUGGAGCGCAAGACGCACAGGGAGGACUGGACUGGCGAAAAGAGUGUCAAGGCGCGUUUCCCGAUCAAAGAAGAAAACGUGAACAAGUUCAUGAGCGGCGAGUACCGCAUGGACGAGACCUUUGAGGCUUUGCGAAAGAAGGGAAAGAAGAGUGACAAGGAGAUCGACAGUAUGCUCCAGCUCGCAGGUGAGGUGCAGUACGCUGUCUUGUCUCGCGGCCUGGUGCCCGUCAUGAGGUCCUUCUACAACAGAACGGCCUUUCAGCUGCCGGGCGACGCUCGCGUGCGCAUCUCGCUCGACACUGAGCUUACCCUCGUUCGAGAAGACAAUUGGGAUGGACGUCGCAAAGCGGGAGACAACUGGCGUCGUAUGGACAUUGGCAUUGACUACCCGUUCGAACAGCUGCCAGCAGAAGACAUUGAACGUUUCCCCUAUGGCGUGCUGGAAGUGAAGCUGCAAACGCAAAUGGGCCAGGAGCCACCCGAAUGGGUGCGCGAGUUGGUGCAGAGCCACCUGGUCGAAGCCGUCCCGAAGUUCAGCAAAUUCAUCCACGGCUGCGCGACUUUGAUCGCCAAUCGAGUCGAUCUGGUGCCCUUCUGGCUGCCACAGAUGGAGACGGACAUUCGCAAGCCACCCACUAGGCAGCUCGAGAUUACCCGGCCUGCAUCUCACCACAACUCCAAUUCGUCUUCAAGGCCUGAAACGCCUGGAUCCACCACCGGCAAAUCUGCUGGAUUGGAAGGCGUGUACAACGAGCCUGCUUCGGAAGAUGAGUUUGAGGGCGCUGCUGACGACGAGGACGACCAUCACGCUGUUGCUGCGGCCAUCGGCAAGGAUCAUCAUGAGGCCAACCACUUGGGUCUUCAGCCUCACGAUCCGAGGGUGCGUGAGAUUCGCGAGCAGCGCGAGAAGAACAUCAAGGCCCGCCAAGCGGAGCUGGAACGCUUGCGAAAGGACAACCCCGACGCCACCUCGAACAUUGCAGCUGCGCAACUAGCCGCUGGAAGCUCCAACAUCCGUCUACAGAGUCCUGCAGGGGAGAGCGAGAGGGCAAGACGCUCUCGAGAUGCGAACAAGCCGAUCGGACGCGACCAGAUUCUCGCUACGAGCACCGACUUCGAUAAAAGCUACUUCUCAAAGCUGACGCCUGCCAACUUGAAACGUCUGUGGCGUGCCAAGAACUCUCGUGCUGGUGUGCCCAGCAGUCGCGGAGAUGAUGACGAUGAAGAGGAGGAUGAGGAGGACCGCAGAGCCCGCUUGGCACUGGAAGGACGGGAUGAGGAAGAGCCGCGUGGACUUGGCGCAGGUCCUGCACCUGGGGUGGAGUAUGUGACCAAUUUCAGAGCGCAGCCCGGCAAGAAGGUGUCGAUUCCAGUUCGCAUCGAGCCCAAGGUGUACUUUGCCAAUGAGCGGACUUUCCUCAAGUGGCUGGAGUUCAGCGUCUUCAUCAGCGCUCUUGCCGUCGGUAUGAUCAACUUUUCGCAACCUGGAGACAAGGUCGGGUUGAUAGCCAGCGCCAUCUUUACCGUCAUUUCCCUCUUUUGCAUCGCCUACUCUGGAGCCAUCUACAUGAUCAGAGCACUCAAGAUCAGAAAGAGGGAAUCCUCCAACAUCUACUUUGAUGCGCUGGGACCUUCUUUCCUGUGCGCCUUUUUGCUUGCGGGAACCAUUGUCAACUUUGUCCUGCGAUGGCGCGAGUCGCACGACUCUAGAAAAGGCAGGGGCCUAGUGAACUAG